CUUGCCCUUUGUUUCUCCCUUCUAUUUAGUUUUGCUCAGAAUUUCUCCAUCAGAUAGCCAAGCCCCCUCUCUUCUUCUCUGAAUUUCAAGAGAAAGAGAGCUUAACAGAGCGGGUGAUUAUACUGGAGGAUGAGAUAUGGUGGGACUUAGUGUAUUAUUGGAAGGUCAAAAUGGUAGUAGUACUACUGCUACAACUGCUGUUGGUGGUGAUGGCAAGAAAAUCCCGCAAGUUAUUAACAAGGCCACUAUGGUGAUCAAUACCAACACCAAACCCUUCUCUCCCUCUGCUCUGCCUUAUUACCCCAAAAAUUUUAACCACUCUCCCUAUUUGCCACCCAAUCCCAAUUUCCUUGAAAAAUGCUUUCUGUGCAAGCAGAAACUCUUGCUUGGCAAAGACAUCUACAUGUACAAGGGAGAUAGGGGCUUUUGCAGCGUGGAGUGCAGGUACAAUCAGAUUCUGAUGGAUGAGGAGGAGAUUGUUCGCAAUGAAAUGCACUGCUCAAUGGUGGCCAUGAAACCCAAUUCUGCUUCUUCUUCUUCAGCUUCUUCUUCCAGAGGCUCAAACCGAAACAAAGGGAGCAGAAACAGAGCGGGUGGAUUUGCCUACUGAGAGAGCAAGAAAAACCAGUUGGAACUGAGAAAUUGGUUUCUUUGUUGUAUCCCCUUUGUACCCCUUUGUUUGUUUCGAAAUGACCUUCUUGUCCCCUUUUGUAGUUUCUUUGCUUCCUGGUUUGAGGCCAAAAGAAUCCAACUAGUUUUGUCCCCCAUCACAUUAUGUAUGUGAUAAUGUAGCCCAUAGUUUUGGUUGUACCUCACAUUGUUUAGAACACAAACUAUGGAGGACAGUCUUGAGUGUAAUUUGUGACA
Rosa rugosa (rugosa rose) is the source of this 867-nucleotide messenger RNA. RefSeq names its product FCS-Like Zinc finger 15. The record is from RefSeq and is a predicted model, not a curated record. The coding region runs from base 137 to 610 and encodes 157 amino acids. NCBI's taxonomy places the organism in Eukaryota, Viridiplantae, Streptophyta, Magnoliopsida, Rosales, Rosaceae. The transcript has 2 exons.